AUGUCGCCUCUGCCUGACCUCGAGAAGCCGGUCACGUCACACAUUGAGGACAAGAACGACAUUGGCAUCCGCCUCGCCAAGCUCGAUGAUGCCGAGCUCGACACUGCAGAGCGCCACAUCCGCGACGCUGACACGUACACGGAUGAACAGUACGCCCGCGUGCGUCGUAAGAUGGACUUUAUUCAGCUGUUUGCGGACAAACAGAGUCUUGCCAACGGCGUCCUAUUUGGUCUCCGCGAGGACACCAAGCUAGUAGGCAACGAGUAUGCCAACCUUACAACUUUCUUCUUCAUGGCGUACGCUAUUGGCCAGCUGCCGAUGGGUUGGCUCUGCCAGCGUUUUCCUAUCGCCAAGGUUAUCGCAACUUGCGUGAUUCUUUGGGGAAUUACCGUGAUGUGCAUGGGUGCGGCCCACAACUAUGCUCAGCUUGCCGCGCUUCGCGUCCUUCUUGGACUGUUUGAAAGCGUGUUGACGCCUGGUUUUGCCCUCCUCACUGCCUCUUGGUACUUGCGGUCCGAACAGACCAUUCGCCAGGUAUGCUAUUACACAAUGUCGACAUUUAUCACCGUCAUUUCCAACGUGAUCAUUUACUACCUCGCCCUCCAUGUUCAAACCCACGGCGGUAUCGCUGCGUGGCGUGUCAUCAAUCUCUUCCUGGGUGGCCUUACCGUGUUUAUCGGAAUUCUCAACCUCCUCGUCUGGGGGACCCCGGAGAACGCGUGGUGGCUUACCAAAGAAGAGAAGAACAUUGCACGCUCGCGAAUUGUGUCCAACGCUACCGGUGGUGGUGAGAGUCACCCUUGGAAGUGGGACCAGAUCCGUGAAUGCUUCAAGGACCCCCAGUACUACUUUUUCAUGCUCUUCAACAUCCUCAUUACUAUCCCCAACGGCGGUGUCACCACUUUUGCGCCACUGGUCUUCGUGUCGUUUGGGUUUUCGCCUUUAAACACGGUCCUUUAUGCCCUUCCCCAACAGGCUAUCGGCUUUUUCUUCCUCCUGGUCCCCGGAAACAUUGUCAACAUCUUCCCUCGUGCCAGGUUCCCGUUCGUCAUAUUGAUCACGGCCUUCUGCUGCGCCUGCCUCCUUUCGGUGGGCCUCAUGAAGGGCACGGCCGACAACAAGUGGACGCGGUGGGCCCUCUUCUCUUUCUGCAGCACCUACAGCUGCGCCAUGUACCUCACCUGGCCGCUCAUGUCCAUCAACGUCGCGGGACGUACCAAGAAGACCUGGAUCAGCGGCACUGCGCUCAUGACGUUUUGCAUUGGCAACAUUAUCGGUUCACAAAUCUUCCGCCCGUCCGACGCCCCUCGCUACCUUAAGGGCCUCACCGGAUGUGCUAUCGCCAUGGCCGUCUGCAUGGUCGUUGUCGGCGCCUGGUGGUCUUACUAUGAGUACACCAACCGAAAGCGGGACCGUGACUUUGUCACUUCGGGUUUGACCAAGGAGGAGCAGGACUACCAACGCAAACUUGCUGGCGAGACCGACCUCACGGAUAUCCAGAACGUCCACUUCCGCUACACCAAUUGA
Apiotrichum porosum is the source of this 1527-nucleotide messenger RNA. RefSeq lists its product as uncharacterized. Gene Ontology annotation, biological process: transmembrane transport. Gene Ontology annotation, molecular function: transmembrane transporter activity. NCBI's taxonomy places the organism in Eukaryota, Fungi, Basidiomycota, Tremellomycetes, Trichosporonales, Trichosporonaceae. Gene Ontology annotation, cellular component: membrane. Bases 1 to 1527 code for a protein of 508 amino acids. The record is from RefSeq and is a predicted model, not a curated record. The transcript is spliced from 6 exons.